AUGGCAUACAAAAAGGUAGCACAGAGCACUAAGCUUCCUCCACUUCCAAAGUUGAAGGUGCGGAGAGCGCUUAUUCAACAAGAAAAUAACAAGUGCAUAGUGAUGAUGUCUACGUUAUUAAACUGUUGGGCCGCCAACGGUGAAGGAGCACUAACGUGUAAGGGGUUUGAAGACGAGUUCAAGAUAUGUAUGGAUAGCUAUAAGGGAGCUAAGCCAAAGGUCAGUUCUAUUAACUAUCAUGCUGCCAGAUUAUACCCCAAGUUGAGAGGACCACGGAACGAUUAA
Molecule: messenger RNA, 285 nt
Organism: Lizanozyma spartinae
Lineage: Eukaryota; Fungi; Ascomycota; Pichiomycetes; Serinales; Debaryomycetaceae
Product: mitochondrial 37S ribosomal protein mS37
Exons: 1
Coding region: 1-285 (94 amino acids)
Biological process (GO): mitochondrial translation
Cellular component (GO): mitochondrial small ribosomal subunit
Molecular function (GO): structural constituent of ribosome
Source: RefSeq, a predicted model, not a curated record